GAAAUAAUUAAAAAUAUUUACUUUUGAUUAUUUUAUUAAAAUACUACUUUGAUACAAGCUAGGAUAGGAUAUAUACAGUCAUAACAGCAUAUUUUUCUGUAUUAGCUCCAUUAUAAGAAGAGAAAAAAAAAACAGUGAUGGCGGGAGGCGGUUCGGUGCAGAAAACCGAGGAAGAAUGGAGGGCUGUUCUCUCCCCCGAGCAGUUUCACAUCCUUCGUGGCAAGCGAACAGAGCCGAAAUUCAGUGGAGAAUAUGAUAAGUUUUUUGAGCAAGGAGUUUACAAUUGUGCUGGUUGUGGGACACCUCUUUACAAAUCCACCACCAAAUUCAACUCUGGCUGUGGCUGGCCUGCUUUCUAUGAAGGUCUACCUGCUGCGAUAAAUCGAUCUCCGGACCCAGAUGGGAGGAGAACUGAGAUCACAUGCGCAGCUUGUGGGGGGCAUCUGGGUCAUGUAUUCAAGGGCGAGGGUCACAAGACUCCAACAGACGAACGCCAUUGUGUCAACAGCAUCUCUAUCAAGUUUGUUUCUUCUCAGUGAUCUCCUCUCUGAGUUAAUUAAUAAAGGCUUUUAUUAUCCAUUGUAAACCCAGCCCCUAUGCCUGCCACCAAAACCAGUCUAAGCACAAAA
Populus euphratica (Euphrates poplar) is the source of this 629-nucleotide messenger RNA. RefSeq names its product peptide methionine sulfoxide reductase B5-like. Gene Ontology annotation, molecular function: peptide-methionine (R)-S-oxide reductase activity. NCBI's taxonomy places the organism in Eukaryota, Viridiplantae, Streptophyta, Magnoliopsida, Malpighiales, Salicaceae. The coding region runs from base 138 to 539 and encodes 133 amino acids. The transcript has 3 exons. The record is from RefSeq and is a predicted model, not a curated record. Gene Ontology annotation, biological process: protein repair; response to oxidative stress.